Messenger RNA from Astyanax mexicanus (Mexican tetra), 4594 nucleotides. It is a transcript of the gene mtmr12, whose product is annotated as myotubularin related protein 12. The record is from RefSeq and is a predicted model, not a curated record. NCBI's taxonomy places the organism in Eukaryota, Metazoa, Chordata, Actinopteri, Characiformes, Acestrorhamphidae. Bases 112 to 2349 code for a protein of 745 amino acids. The transcript is spliced from 16 exons.
AGGUUACUACUCUCCGAGCGCGGAAAUCCUCCCGGAGCUCCGGCAGCGAGUCCGAGCGGCCGCGGGUUCACACCUGACCGGAUCCGGCCCGCGAUCAGCAGCGCCGCCGCGAUGUUGAGUUUAGGAGGCGGAGGAGCGAAAUCCAGCAAACCGUCCUUCGUGUCCUACAUUACUCCCGAGGAAAUAAAGUCUGAGAAGGAACCACCAAAGAAAGAGAGGCAUCCAAACUUGCUACCAGGGGAGGUAGUGUUCUGUAGUGCAGACCCCAUCCUCAAACACACCCAAGAUGACGUGUCUCAGCGGGGCAUCUUCGGCACACUUCUGUGCACCAACUUCAGAGUGUCGUUCGUCAGUGACGAGACACCGCUGGAGGAGACGGCACAACACUUCAAGAAUAAGCUGUAUGGAGAAAAUGACAUUCCUCUAAUGUGUGUGGAUCACAUCUACGGAGUUUACGAUGAGAAGAGGAAGAUGAUAACCGGAGGAAUGCUGAAAAACAAAUAUCCAUCCAAAAUGAUCAUUCACUGUAAAGAUCUGCGUGUCUUCCAGUUCUGCUUAACUUUCACCAAAGAAGAGGAUGCCCGGAAGAUCUUUCAUGGUAUUGCUCACCACUGCCUGGAGCCAAAGUCACUGAAGUGUGUCUUUGCAUUCUCAUAUGCUGUCUCAAGAAGUCCAGAGAUGCAGAGAUCACAGAGGACCGUUAUGUUUGACUCAAAAGAAGACUGGGCCCAGGAAAUGAAAAGGACCAAAGGAAACUGUAGAAUAGUAACUGAAAAUGAAGGCUUCAAACUGUCUACACGACUACCCAAGUACUUUAUCAUUCCAUCAUCUGUCACUGAUGAAGAUUUAUUCAAAUUUCAGGGGAAAGGAUUACCAAUAUGGUGUUGGUCUCAUCAUAGUGGCUGUGCUUUGUUCAAAGCCUCCACUUUGCCUGUGCCGCAGGAAGAUGGGGUGAUACAAAGAUACAUGGAAAGAAUGCUGGAUGCAGCAGCCCAAACCCACCUUUACUCUUUAAAAAUAGAAGAUCUCUCAGAAACGCUUCCCACCGUCCAAGAUAUUCAGCAGUCUUACGCCAAGUUCAAGCAGUUUUUUCUCAUUGACAAUUCGACAGAUUUUUGGGUGUCUGAUGUGAAGUGGUUCUCCUCUGUGGAAAACACAGGCUGGAUGGAUAUUAUCAGGAAAUGUCUUCAAAAAGCUGUUGAAGUGGUGGAGUGUCUUGAAAAAGAAAACACAAAUAUCCUCAUAAUGGAGGAGGAAGGUACAGACCUGUGCUGCGUCAUAUCCAGUCUGGUUCAGAUCAUGCUGGAUCCUCACUACAGAACGCUGACAGGAUUCCAGGGCCUGGUGCAGAAAGAGUGGGUGGCAGGGUGCCAUGCCUUCCUGGAUCGAUGUAAUCACCUCUGUCAGAAGGACAAGGAGUGUCAGUCUCCAUCUCCGAUCUUCCUGCUCUUCCUGGAGUGCGUGUGGCAGCUGGUUCAGCAGCAUAGUCCGGCCUUCCAGUUCUCCGAGACAUACCUGACUGUGCUGUCCGACAGCGUUCACGUACCCGUCUUCAGCACGUUCCUCUUUAACUCCGCCUACCAGAGGGAGAGCACUCUGAAGGCCGAGUCACAGCACCCACAAAGAGGCCCAUUGAACUGUCCUGCAGUGUGGGACUGGUCGGUGCAGUUUGACUGCAAGGCCCAGGAGCUCUUCCUUAACCCUCUGUAUGCUGAUAAGCUGAAGCAAGACAAAGUCCUACGCAAGGUUCCUCGUCCCAAGCACCAGCGCCAGUUGUCCUUGCCCAGCUCUGCCUUCAAAACUCCACCUAAAAAGGGCUUUUUCAAGGAUGAGACGGAGAGUCUGAAGAAGAUGCUCAGAGUAAAACGCAUCAGUCGCUGGAUGGCUUCACCUGAUUCUCCAGCAGCGAACACGCGUGAGUUUUACGAGGCCUGGCAGCGUCGCCCUCUGGAUCAUCACGGCCUGCUACUGCCCUGGCUGGACGGGCCUGCAGUGCGUCUGUGGAUGCAGCGGUACCUCCGCUGGAUCCCUGAGGUGCAGAUCCUGGGUGGAGGCCCGGUGGCGGUCACCAACAAGAUGGCUGAACUCCUGGUACAAGUACAGGAGCUCAGAAAGAAGCUGGACCUGAAGGGCUGCUUGCAGCCAGAAGCAGAGCGGGUCCAGCUGCAGCCCCGCCCGCUGGCUCUGGCUCGAAACUCGCUGCGCCUGUCCUCCGCCUUCCCUUUCGCCUCCAGCCGUAACUGGACUUUCAAGCCGGUCAUUCCCACAAGUCUGCUGCAGAGCUUAAUGCUGACCGACAAGCUAGCCAGCCAAGAGGAUGAGACCACCGAGGUUAUAAGCUUGGUUUAGGAGACAAAGAUGCGUAUGUAUGUAUAUAGCAACAUAGAUUAAAGUCAUAUAUAUAUUCCAGGCUAUAGUGGCCUUAAGCAGGUGCAGUGCAGAACAACAUACUUAGUAAUAGUACCAUUCGUGCCCUACUGUAUCAAAUCACAACACUUGAACUAAAGCUUAAGAUCAAGGUCUAUAUAUGUAAGCAUUACAUCAAUAAUGGCAUGUUCCCUUUUUUAUUUGACUGCCAUAUUCUAUAUUCAGGUUGGCACAUCAUCACUUUUCUAUAGAAUGGGAUAAUCAUUCAUAGCAUCACACAAAUUCUAAUAUUUACACUACCAUUCAACAAUUUAGAAAAACGUCCCAUUUGGUCACAGACACAAGUUUACCAGGAACAAUAAAUUAUUCAAAAUUUAGACUCAUGGACAAUAUUUGAGAAACACAGACAGAGGUAGUGUGUAAUGCAUGAGUGGCAAAAUCCCAGAUGAAGUUAUAGAGGUUCAUCAUGGUGUCUUGCAGUAAUCAUUACCAUGCAGCUUGAAUAUUCUCCUGUAGAUUGUUUUAUUUCUGUUUUUGUAUCCCAUUUUCUCCCCAGUUCACAAGGCCAAGUACCCAACCCACUCAUUAGGACUCCCUCUAAGACUAGUGAUGCCUCAACACAGCAGGAGGGUAAAGACUAACACAUGCCUCCUCCGAUACAUGUAAAGUCAGACUCCCCCUCUUUUCGAGCCGCUGCUGAUGAACCAUUGCCGAGUAGCAUCACAGCAUGCUUGGAGGAAAGCGCAGCGACUCGGUUCCAAUACAUCAGCUCACAGACGCCUUGUGCUGCAGACAUCACCCUUUAAAGUGACGUGGGGAGAGAGCGCCAUCUACUCACCCAGAGAGAGCAAGGCCAUACAUGAACAGAAUUUGAACCGGCGAGCUCCCGAUUAUAGUACAGAAUUUCUUUUAAUUACAAAAUUACUGAAUUGGAAUUAUUUAAAUGGUGUCUAAAAUUUGAUAUAAUUGCCAGGUUUCCAAACGGGGAUUAAGCCAAGUUAUUACUUUCAAUUUAAAAAGAAAAAUUCACAUCACCAUGUUGUCCAGGACUGGGUGUAAUCCCUUGACUACAAUGCAGUAUGUUCCAAUAUGUUUUCCCCAUUAAAAGUGCUAUUUAAACGAGACUAGGCUCGUACUCAAUCUGCCUAACCAAAUAUAGUAGCUAUCAUUGCAUAUACAUUGAAAAUACAAAACUCAUUUUAAUAGCAAUUAUUCCAAACUUUUUCCAGGCUUAGUAAACUGUUAACUCUGUAAAUAACGUCUCUACAGUGAGAUUCCAAUGAUACAGUAUGCAGUACUUUGAAUUUUCGCAUUAGCUUAAGCUCGUGUUGUGCAGAUUUAAUAGCUAUUUGGUUGAUUUGGGCACUGAAAGGAUAAGCUAGACUAGCCUAAUAAAUCUACUAAUAAACAGCCAGUAUUACACUGAAUAUUUUUAUGAAUAAUUAACAUGUUUAGAAAGUAUGUAUCGUAGCUGUCCAAUGAAAAAGUAGUAUCUCCAUUUUAGUUUACUACAUAAUUUGAACAAACAGACUGGCCCUUACACUGUGCUAUUUUUUUUUUUAUAAACAGACCAAUAGAAAUACUUCAAAGUUACCUGAAAUAAACUCUUUUUACAUUGACUUCCAUUGAAAUGUUAGAAGGUUUUUUUACUCUCUCUUGUAAAGUUUCUUUUUUGGAGAUAAUUUUAAUUGGACAGCAAUGAUACGCAGAUAACAGGAAGCUUUAUAUGUAAUAAAUAGCCUUGGAUAGUUUGAGUCUAGUGUUUCUAAUGCUUUCUACUUUAUGCAGGAAAAUUUGUUGUUUUGGUGCCAUCUGGUGGUAGUUAAAUUUUAUAGUCUCAGAAAAACAGGAACUAAAUUAGGAAAAUCAGGAAUAUCCGUUAAAACGAGAUUUUAUUUUUUAUAUAUUUUUUUGUAAUUUACUUUUAAUUAUUCAUAUUCACAGCCUAGCUUUAUUUGGCUUAUUGGCCAAUAUUAUUUUGAAGUGAAAUAUCAACUUGAUUGUAAAAUACUGUUUUGCACACAUACCUGAGACAGAUGAAUAUUUGUAUUUUGCUUUCUCUUACUGUAGAAUACCUCACAUCAAUGUUAAAUCAUAGAAACACUCUAGCAAAAAGAUUACAUUUUUAGGACUAGAAACUUGUAUAAGCUUAAUAGGAAGGUAAACUUAUCAAUCAGAAUGUAACAGAGUAAUUUAGACAGCUGCCACGCCAAUGAUGAACAUAUUU